UUGACAACAUGGUGGAUAAAAAUUGCAGUCUGCUCUUUUUCUUGCUAACACACUUUUUGACAAUAGUUUUAUUGUUUGGUCAUGAAAAAACGCAUAAUUAUUGCAUGAAUUAUUCUAAUGCAUCUGUGUUUAUGACUGUCAACAAUGUGUGCUUGAAUAAACCUCAGUGGCAUCUGUUUGACAUUAGUCAAUGGAUAUUUUCAACAAGCAUUUUAAAAACACACUUUCCUAUUGACACAGACAAAAAGAACUUUGUUCGUGAAGUCAGGAAUGUCCUAUUUUCAGAAAUCAAACCAGAACCACUGAAAAGAAAUCCCAAACUUGCAGCUGUCAGUGAUCAAGUAUUGUCGGACAUUCUUAAUUUGGACCCAGACAGGGCACUCGCACAAACUGACUUUCUUAAGUUUGCAAAUGGAGAUUUAAAUGUACGCAACCAGAUAUUAUUUGCACAUAGGUAUGGUGGACACCAGUUUAGCCACUGGGCUGGUCAGCUUGGUGAUGGACGAGCAAUUAUGCUGGGGGAGUAUGUGAACCAUCUAGGGGAGAGAUGGGAGCUCCAGCUGAAAGGCUCAGGAAAAACACCAUACUCACGGAGGGGGGAUGGGAAGGCUGUGAUACGUUCCUCUGUUCGGGAGUUCCUCUGCAGCGAAGCAAUGUUUGCGCUGGGAAUUCCAACAACAAGAGCUGCCAGUCUUGUUGUCAGUGAUGACCCAGUAAUACGUGACCAGUUCUAUAAUGGCAACAUAAAAAAGGAGCGGGCUGCUGUGGUUCUUCGACUGGCACCCUCCUGGUUCAGAAUCGGCUCCUUGGAAAUCCUGGCUACUCAUAAUGAGAUAGACAACUUGCGCUCUCUUGUCGACUUUAUCAUUGUGAAUUACUUCCCUUUCAUUAAUGCAUCGGAUCCUGAUCGGGUGUUAGCCUUCUACCAAGAAAUUGUAGAAAAAACUGCAAGGAUGAUAGCGCUCUGGCAGAGUGUGGGUUUUACUCAUGGGGUGUGCAAUACGGACAAUUUUAGUAUUUUGUCCCUGACAAUUGACUAUGGCCCUUUUGGUUUUAUGGACAACUAUGAUCCACAGUUUGUGCCUAACACCUCAGAUGAUGAGGGCUUGUACAAGUAUGAGAGACAGCCUGAUGUUGGAUGGUUUAAUUUGAAUAAAUUAAGAAUAGCACUGCUACCUUUAAUGAACAAGAAGCAGAAGAAACAAGCGGACAUUAUACUAGAUGGUUAUUCGGGAAUCUUUAAAUCAAAAUAUAUGGAAAUAUUCCUGAAAAAGUUAGGAUUUGUUGGAAUGACCACAUAUACAGAAGAUGAUGAACAGUUUUUGGCUGUUCUAUUGAAGAUAAUGGAAGAUACAAAAGCAGAUUUCACAAUGACAUUCAGAGAAUUGUCGGAGAUUAGUUUAAAAGAUCUGAACAAAUAUAUCAAAGACACUUCACUCUUCCCGGAAUAUUGGACACUGCCAGACCUGGUAAACCAUUCAUGGUUUGAAAGUUGGCUGAAUCUUUACAAACAGAAGCUUGAGGAUGCAAACAUCUCCGAGAUACAGCGGCAGAGCAUAAUGAAGAAAACCAACCCUCGAUAUAUCCUGAGAAACUGGAUAGCACAGGCUGUCAUAGAACAGACACAGAAAAACAAUUUUGAAGAUAUCCAUAGUGUGUUAAACAUUCUUACUAACCCAUUUACCUACAAUAAGGUGGCUGAGCAAAGGGGUCUAGCAGGGCCUCCUCCUGAUUGGGCAGGAAAAUUAAGGGUCAGCUGCUCCUCAUAGUUUGUUUAACAUUCUAACUGACCCAUUUAUGUACAAUUUGGAUUCUUUGUGAAGGGGCCUCUGCCGGAUUAGUCGAGAAAUUUUAGGGUCAGCUGCUCUUCGUAGUGAAUGUUGGAGGUAGAAGUAAGAUAUAUUGUUUGUGCAUGUCUUGUUUCUUGCAUGAUAUUAAAUUAUUAAAACAGUU
Molecule: messenger RNA, 1953 nt
Organism: Mya arenaria
Lineage: Eukaryota; Metazoa; Mollusca; Bivalvia; Myida; Myidae
Product: protein adenylyltransferase SelO-like
Exons: 3
Coding region: 9-1769 (586 amino acids)
Source: RefSeq, a predicted model, not a curated record